AUGGUUAAUGUGAAAAACUCAACUUUUUUACAAAAUGCUCGAAUUAAAGACGAAGUAUUCAGUAUCAUGCGUCCUGAUGACAAAAGUGAAGCAGUAAAGAAUGAUACCCUAAUCUGUAUGUACGGCGAAACUCUUCUCUCAAAACAUAAAAGAAAACAAAUAAUUAAUGUUAUUUCGAAUAAAAUGAGAGAGUUGGGCCGUUUACUUAUUACAUUAAAAAAAUCAUAUGAUAUUAAAAAUUUAUUUGAUGCCUUGAAACCAGAACUAUUUAAUUACCUAAUACUUGCUACCAAAGAAAUAAGUGGUUAUAGUGUAGAGAGUAAAAGCUUCAAAUCACCAUCACUAGCGUUGCAUACGGGAUCCAACUUAAAAACGGUUUGUGAUGUAGCAUACAAACUAGUUCUAGAAAAAAAACGUCUUCCUGGUAUAGAAUGGAUCGAUCAGAAAAUUAAAAAAAUCGAAAUUAAAGAUCUAAGAAAGUUAAUUGAGGGUCACUGGUGUAACGAACUGUCUAGUUUAGCUUUGAAAACCCUUAAAGAGAAACACUGGGAAAAGCCUUUGCAAUUGCCACUAGCAAAAUGUAUUUUGGCUAAGACGGUGAUUUUUAACCGUAAAAGAGUAGGGGACGUGCAGUAUUUAACAGUAGAAACCUACGGGAGGAACUACGAUACACUUAAUCAAGAAAGUUUUACAGAGGCACUCACUGAAGUUGAAAAGAUUAUAUAUAAAAAUUAUAGGCGUUUUGUAACUGGAGGUAAAGGCUCAAAACCUGUUCCAAUUUUAUUUUCAUUCCAGACGCAAAAAUACAUUAGCCUUUUACUAAAAGUCAGACAAGAAACCAAUGUUGUACCAGAAACCAAUCCAUAUCUUUUUGCAAAUCCUGAUUCCGAAGAUCGCUGGAUGUCUGGCGCAAACACAAUUAGAAAGAUAGCUAUUAAUUGUGGAGCCAAACAUCCAGAACUAUUGACAUCAACUAGAUUUAGGAAACAAAUUGCCACGACUCUGCAAUUAUUAGCCCUCGAUGAUGACGAAAUGGAACAAAUCGCCACUUUUAUGGGACAUACAAAGAAGACACAUACCGAGUUUAACAGACUACCGCAAGAUAUCUACCAGACUGCUAAAGUAGCCAAGAUUCUUUUACUUAUGGAAAAAGGCAAGGGAAAUCGGUACCGAGGAAAAAAAUGAAGUGAAAUCAAUAUAGAUGAUAACGAAUACUAUAGCUCUGAAUACGAAGGCGAUGAAGAACCGAUUAUGCAGAAGGUGCUAAAGCGGGUUACAAGGGGAAAAAACCUGAAGACGAAUUAGAUACUGGAGAUUCUGACAGAUAUGUGCAUCAGUCAACGGAACGUGAUCAACAUAAUGAAAACACAUUAUAUAGAAAUUAUUUUAAAAAGGCGACUAGGCCGUUUCACGAAUCUAACGAAGAAAAUAGUGAAGAACCACCAACAAAAAAAACUAAAGAAUCAACCACGAAAUCCAUCCAGAGAUUCAGAGCCAAAUGGUCAGAUAAUGAAAAACAAGUUUUACUUCAGUACUUUGAAAAACAUAUUGAAAAAAAAAUUACCCCUCGGAAACAUGAAUGUGACGAACUACUGAAACUACAUCCACACGUGUUCGAAAAUAAGGACUGGGUCCGAAUAAAAACAUAUGUGUAUAAUACAUUCCGUGAAAGGAAGUGAUUGCUUAUUUUUAUUUUUACUGAACCACAUACUCGUAAUAGAUUAUUUUUAGUUCCAAUAAAUUACUUUUAAAUAA
Diabrotica virgifera virgifera (western corn rootworm) is the source of this 1755-nucleotide messenger RNA. RefSeq lists its product as uncharacterized. The record is from RefSeq and is a predicted model, not a curated record. Bases 1 to 1185 code for a protein of 394 amino acids. Gene Ontology annotation, molecular function: DNA binding. The transcript is spliced from 4 exons. Lineage: Eukaryota; Metazoa; Arthropoda; Insecta; Coleoptera; Chrysomelidae.